Messenger RNA from Suncus etruscus (white-toothed pygmy shrew), 851 nucleotides. Its product is annotated as nuclear transcription factor Y subunit beta. Gene Ontology annotation, biological process: regulation of transcription by RNA polymerase II. Lineage: Eukaryota; Metazoa; Chordata; Mammalia; Eulipotyphla; Soricidae. Gene Ontology annotation, molecular function: protein heterodimerization activity; DNA-binding transcription activator activity, RNA polymerase II-specific; RNA polymerase II cis-regulatory region sequence-specific DNA binding. Gene Ontology annotation, cellular component: nucleus; CCAAT-binding factor complex. The transcript has a single exon. Bases 174 to 797 code for a protein of 207 amino acids. The record is from RefSeq and is a predicted model, not a curated record.
GAAGCGGAGCUCCGCGCUGGGACUGGCUCCCUCACAGCCAUUUUCUGUCCAACCAAACAGCCGAUUGGCGAAGGGAGCCAACCAGGGCCGCAGCGGAGGUUGAAGAAGAGGGCACUCUUCUUUCCACGGGUGUUCUUGAAUCCACCGACAACAACCGCAUCUGACUACAUUUCAUGACCAUGGAUGGUGACAGUUCUACAACAGAUGCUUCUCAACUGGGAAUUUCGGCAGAUUACAUUGGAGGAAGCCAUUAUGUCAUACAGCCUCAUGAUGAUACUGAAGAUAGCAUGAAUGAUCAUGAAGACACAAAUGGCUCAAAAGAAAGUUUCAGAGAACAAGAUAUCUACCUUCCAAUUGCAAAUGUGGCAAGGAUAAUGAAAAAUGCAAUCCCUCAAACAGGAAAGAUUGCAAAAGAUGCCAAAGAAUGUGUUCAAGAAUGUGUGAGUGAGUUUAUCAGCUUUAUCACCUCAGAAGCCAGUGAGAGAUGCCAUCAAGAAAAACGGAAGACAAUCAAUGGGGAAGAUAUUCUUUUUGCCAUGUCUACCUUGGGCUUCGACAGUUAUGUAGAACCUCUAAAAUUAUACCUUCAGAAAUUCAGAGAAGCUAUGAAGGGGGAGAAGGGAAUUGGUGGAGCAGUCACAGCUACAGAUGGACUAAGUGAAGAACUAACAGAGGAGGCAUUUACUAAUCAGUUACCAGCUGGUUUAAUAACUGCAGAUGGUCAACAACAAAAUGUUAUGGUUUACACAACAUCUUACCAACAGAUUUCUGGUGUUCAGCAAAUUCAGUUUUCAUGAUCUGAAGAAAUGACAGGAUGAGGAGUGUAGAAAGUGAGACUCUGUCCAGUUCUG